Messenger RNA from Verticillium alfalfae VaMs.102, 1616 nucleotides. RefSeq names its product voltage-gated potassium channel subunit beta-3. The record is from RefSeq and is a predicted model, not a curated record. NCBI's taxonomy places the organism in Eukaryota, Fungi, Ascomycota, Sordariomycetes, Glomerellales, Plectosphaerellaceae. The transcript has a single exon. Bases 66 to 1118 code for a protein of 350 amino acids.
ACAGCAUGCCGCAAUCUAAGACAAGUCAUCAUUUUCCACCGCCACUACAACAGUAAACAGCCAAAAUGCCUGCCGUUCGAUCCGCAUACGACCCCAAGGACAUGCAGUUCCGCCAUCUCGGCCCUACAGGUCUCAAGGUCAGCGUGCUGUCUCUUGGAGGCUGGCUGACCUACGGCGGGACGCAAAAAGGCAGCAUUGUGAAGGAGUGCAUGCAGGCUGCCUGGGACCAUGGCAUCAACACAUUUGACACCGCCGAAGUCUACGCCAACGGAGAAUGCGAGCUGGAAAUGGGUAAGGCUCUGAAGGAGCUUGAUUGGCCCAGGGACGAAUACGUUCUUACCACCAAGGUCUUCUUUGGCACCGGACGCAAGGAACCGAACACUCGUGGCCUUAGCUGGAAGCACAUCGUCGAGGGCCUCAAGAGCUCCCUCCAGCGUCUUGACCAGCCAUACGUCGACGUCGUCUUCGCCCACCGCCCUGAUUAUGCGACGCCCAUGAAGGAGAUUGUUGAGGGAUUUACUCAGGUCAUCCGCAACCUCAACCUUGCCUACUACUGGGGCACCUCUGAAUGGAGUGCCAGUCAGAUCACCGAGGCCACACAAAUCGCCGAAAGGUACAACCUCAUCGCUCCCGUCGUUGAGCAGCCCCAAUACAAUGCGUUCCACCGCGAGCGAUUCGAGGUGGAGUAUGCGCCGCUCUUCGAGAAGUUCCAGUACGGCACAACCAUCUGGUCGCCUCUGGCGUCCGGCCUUCUGACUGGCAAGUACAACGAUGGUAUUCCUGAAGACUCGCGCUUCGCCACCAACAAGGACUUCUUUUCCGACACCGUCAAGAGCCUGCAAAGCGACGAGGGCAAAGCCAAGAUCGAGAAGGUCAGGAAACUCACAACGAUUGCCGAGCGCUUGGGCGGAAACGUGGCACAGUUGUCGCUGGCAUGGUGCCUCAAGAAUCCGAAUGUGAGCACCAUCAUCUUGGGCGCGACAAAGAUUGAGCAGAUCAACGACAACGUCAAGGCCGUCAAAUUGGCUGAAAAGAUCACUCCGGAAAUUCUCGAGGAGAUUCAUGCCAUUCUCGAUAAUGCGCCGGCGAAGCCCAACGCUUUCGGUCGUGUGCGGUAAUGCCUCCGAUCAUCGACGGAGGAGAGCGUAAUCGUACCCCGUUGCGAGGGAUAUCCAACUGUUAGCCAGCGUAGAAAAGCUCGAGUCAUCAUUCAAGCAGCUUGAGGCUGCAGAUUUGCGCUCUGAAGACGAUAAUGCAUUUUGUUAUCAACUAGACAAAAAGCGCAGCAACACUGUGCCUCCGAAUGUCCCAGUAAUGUGAAGGCACAGGCUUCUGGUGUGACUGAUUGAUUGUGAUAGUACUCUUUGAUCGCCAGCUUGUGUUAUUUUCACUUAUGCCACUUUCCUGUCAUACAUUUUACCAAUCUUAGUCGGCGGUCAGCAGCAAGCAAUUCCCGAUUCCCGAAACUUGAAAAAGUAUAAGAGAUGUACCAGUGAGCAAUAAGGGCACGUCGAGGCGCAGCAAGGGUCCGAUCUUGCAAGGGACAAUUGGAACUCUAACGAAACCUACGCAUCACCAACAGAGACAGACGUAUCUAAGUGUAUAGGUAUAUCAAA